Molecule: messenger RNA, 1849 nt
Organism: Ctenopharyngodon idella (grass carp)
Lineage: Eukaryota; Metazoa; Chordata; Actinopteri; Cypriniformes; Xenocyprididae
Exons: 5
Coding region: 157-1092 (311 amino acids)
Source: RefSeq, a predicted model, not a curated record
CUGACUGGCCACUGCCUCGCUCUAAAAUAAGCUUGAGUUUAAUACAAGGUUGCAGUAUAAUGAAGUAGCUUCUGCUGCUUUCCCCUCCAGGACUUGAAAGAUGUUAUGAACUAUCAUUUACCAUGACAUAAACCAUUAGCCAAUCUGGACGUAAACAUGAAGAGAACAAACGAAGUAAAUGAGGAAGAGGAGCAAAUGUGGGGCAAAGGAGAGCAUUCUGAGGAGAUAAAAAUGGACACUGAGUUACCGGAGGAGUACUAUCAUGGUCUUGAGGACCUACCCUGGAACCUGAACUCACUGGAGCACUUACUGUAUAUCAGCCUAUCAGCAUGGAUACAAAAAGCUUUGCUUUGUAACCUAGCAGAACAGUUUGGCAUCUGGACCUUUCACAACAACAUCUUGCCGUGUCGUCUCAUAUCCUACACUUUAUUGCCGUACACUCUUCCUGCUACAACUGUCAUCUUGUUCAUCUAUAGAUUUUUCUGCUGGGCGAGGAAAAUUCCCCUUCAAGCUCUGAAUGCUGGCAGGGAAUUCAAACAGGAUGUGAUCGUAAACCUGUGGUUCACCCUCGCACACCUAAGAGGACUGUUAACAAACAGAUUCCUGCUUUUGCAAAUUCCACCUUUGGUCCCCACACCUGCUCUGUUUCUUGCACCCUGGUCCCGUCUCCCCCCUCUUUCUUUGACUUUCCUUCCCUGGUCCUCUUUUCCUUUACUUUCUCUCGCUUUGCGUUUUCUGCCAUGCUGUCUUCCUACUUCAACCUCGAAGAAGCAGCUGGAGCGCAGCAGCCAGACCCAGCCUCUCUCGUUUAGACAACGAUCCUUCCUCUGCUUCCAGCUCGUUGGAUUCGGCAGUUUCUGUAAAAAGACAGAUAACAUCAUCAUUAUAGAUGCAAAGCCACUAUCUUCAACCUUCCUCCUGCAGCUCAACUUAGAGUUAGAAAUGGACAGCCAUUCUGAAACACCACAGCUUCAGAAGGACAAGCUAGAUUAUGACGGAAGCUUAUUACUAGACUUGGACAAGCACAGGAACGCAGAAUCUGAUCUCUCUUCUCCUUGUAUCUCCUACAUGGAUGUGCAAGAGGAAGACUGAAGGACAGUGUGUUACUUAUUGCAGACAAAAGUCUCUCAGUCAAACAUCUCUCUAAUGACUGAUUAUCAUCUUACUGCAAAAAAGACAUAAACAUCUAAUUUCAACAUUUUCUCUCUUGAUCCAGUCAUAUGCAAUGCAUGCUGGGAACUAACAAGCACUGCCCAGUUUCAGUUAAUGCAACAAAAUUCAUUCAUGUAAUCCCAACACAAACGCAUUAAGUAAACUUCAAUAUUAGAUAUAUUUAAGUGGAUUGAACACAAUGAAAUUAAGUUAGGACAAAAUGUGUAGGAAUUGUGUUGCUUUAGCUCAGGGGUUCCCAAACACAUUCCUGGAGCCUUCCCAACACUGCAUGUUUUCCAUGUCUCCUUAAUUAAACACACCUGAUUCAGAUCAUCAGCUCAUUAGUUGAGAGUCCAAGACCUGAAAUGGGUGUGUCAGACAAAGGAGACAUACAAAAUGUGCAGUACUGGGGAGGCUCCAGGAAUGUGUUUGGGAACCCCACUUUAGCUCAUUUUAAUUAAUUUGAACAAGCAGCAAAAAUCUUAUUUUUUUCAGUGUACUAAAAUUUCUAGAACUGAAAUAGAAAUAAAAUUAAACUAUAUAGAAUUAAACAACAACAAAGACUAAUACAAAUGACAAAAGUACAUAAUAUUACUAAAUGAUUAUUUCAAUGUAGUAAGAAUAAAUUAAACAUGCCACAAUUCUGUUUUAUGUAUGUAAGAUUGUUCAAAUCUAAUAAAUACAUUAUCAAGUUGGA